Molecule: messenger RNA, 2361 nt
Organism: Polistes canadensis
Lineage: Eukaryota; Metazoa; Arthropoda; Insecta; Hymenoptera; Vespidae
Product: leucine-rich repeat-containing protein 15
Exons: 6
Coding region: 1-2361 (786 amino acids)
Molecular function (GO): protein binding
Source: RefSeq, a predicted model, not a curated record
AUGGAGCUCGGAAAAACGAUUAGCUUGUUAAUGAUUCAUCACCUAGUGAUUUAUCUAUUGGGAAAUUUAUCCCUUGCUCAUAGUUUUUGUCCCGUUAGAUGUUUGUGUUAUUUGGGCCGACAUCCGAGAAUUGUCAUGUGUUCGAAGCAGGGCUUGACAACAUUUCCAUCUAAUAUCACCGAUAUCGUAGAAAACUUGGAUUUGUCGACUAAUCUAUUGACAGAGAUCACGGAUGAUAUAAAACGCUUCGUAGAUCUACAAAUUCUAAACUUAGCUAGAAAUCAAUUAAAUUAUUUGCCAGAGAGUAUAGGAGAAUUAAAAAAUUUACGUAAAUUAGAUAUCUCAGAAAAUAAUAUUGAGGAUAUAAGCAAUAUAGCACCUAUCAAUCGACUGCCUUCUCUGAUUAUUAUUUUCCUAUCUAAAAAUCCUCUAACAGAGUUAAACAAUUUGAACAGUAAUGUCCUUCAAGCUGUUGAAGCAAGUUACUGCGGCAUCAAAAAGAUUGAUGACACAACAUUGAAAGGAUUACCAGAUUUACUGAGUCUAAGUUUAAAAGGAAAUCCGUUGAAAACAAUUCAAAAGGCAUACAGUAAAAAGUUACGGUGGUUAGACAUGUCCAAUUGUCUCUUGAAUUACUUAAAUCCUGAUACUUUCACUGGUUUCCCAGUUUUAGAGGAAUUACGUCUGAAUAAUAAUCCUGCGCUCGUUUAUAGUACAAGGCAUUCUACUCUACAGCAUUUGAAUUUGAAACAACUGGACGUUUCAAAUUGUAAUUUGGACAGACCAGGUCUCCAUGGUUUGCCAUCAUUGACCCACGCCAGAUUAUCUCGAAAUACGAUACGUUUACUUCCAAAUCGAAUUUUUGCUAAAAACAGACAACUUACUCACCUGUACUUAAAUUCAAACGGUAUAGAACAUUUGAAUAUAAGUACCUUCGAAGGACUGGUGAAACUUAAUCAUUUGGAUUUGUCAAUGAACGCUCUUGAAUUCAUCCACUCUUCAACAUAUUUUGACAACGUUGAACUCAAAUCGGUCAAUCUCUCUUAUAACAGUCUAUACCAAUUUCCAAAUUUGACGUCACUUUUGACAUCUUUGGACUUAUCUUACAAUUUCAUAGAAACGAUGGAAAGUGAUUCUUUAAAUGGUAUGCCCAAAAUAAAUAGUCUAAAUUUAAAUGAUAAUCGGCUACAACGUUUACCCAACGGAUUGCAAUCAUUGACUUUGACAAGGCUAAAUAUUCGAAGAAACAGACUAAUGGAAUUAAAUAACAGUAGUUUCGCGGAACUACCUGAACUUGAACAAAUCGAUGUUUCAGGUAAUCGUCUAACCGAAGCAAUAGACCCAAGUAUUUUCCAAAAGAAUGUCAAAUUAGAAACCAUUCGACUGGAGGAUAAUCCAUGGCGUUGCGAUUGCAUUCAAUUAUACUUAACUUAUCAAUAUUUGACAAAUCCACCUGCCAAAAGCUUGCCUUACACUUUGAUCUGUCAGAGUCCUGCCAACGUCUCCGAUUACACUUGGGAGAGUGCCUGCUACAACGUUUGGAACGGAGAACUCGUGUACAGUAAUAACAGAAUAUGGGGUUUUUUCUUGAUGUGCGUAUUCGUGCUAAUUAUUAUGGUGGGUACAGUCACGUCCAUCAAACACGCAAUCAAAAUGAAAAGACAAGCUAUCGAAGAAAGACAUCGUAUCGAUAGAAUGGAGGGUAUUGAAAGACUGAGACUCUUACAACAGAGGAAUCAACAAAGACAGGAAAGAACGGAAACAGCACCGGAACCAAGGAUCCAUCCUCUGGAAUUGAUCGGACCACCCAGUUACGAGGAAGCUGUUCAGAUGCCAAGACUGACGCAUUCCUUGGAUACGUUAAACGAAGUUUCUAUAGAGAAUGUUUACUUAACUAGACUAGGCUCUGUCGACAAUUUACAAAACAAGAGAAAAAGAUCGAGAAGACCGAGAAAGAGAACCCAAAGCGAGGACAAUUUGUUGAGAAGAGAAGAACGUCGCGUUGAAAGACUAAGAAGAGAAAGGAGUAACUCGGCUGGUAACGUUUCUGAUAAUGGAGAGAGACCAACACCGGUGACGAAUCCUACAAGGUCUAAAUCUUCGUCUACUCGACGACAGAGAAGGACAAACACUAUAGAGGAACUUGAGGAGUCUGGAAGUAGUAACAAAGGUCGACCGAGACCGCAAACACCUAGCGCUAAAAAGAAAAAACGUAGAAGAACGAUUAGAGACGGACACUCGACGGACGAUGAGGAUUCCGACAUCCAAAGAAUCACUAAUAACAGGCCGAUCGUCAUCAAAGACCUACGAAGGGAACCGAGAAGUGGAAUUUGGGAGAUGCAAACCGAAUGCGAUUCUUAA